Molecule: messenger RNA, 1843 nt
Organism: Pterocles gutturalis (yellow-throated sandgrouse)
Lineage: Eukaryota; Metazoa; Chordata; Aves; Pterocliformes; Pteroclidae
Product: histone acetyltransferase KAT2B
Exons: 12
Biological process (GO): positive regulation of transcription by RNA polymerase II; chromatin remodeling
Cellular component (GO): histone acetyltransferase complex
Molecular function (GO): histone H3 acetyltransferase activity; protein binding
Source: RefSeq, a predicted model, not a curated record
GUUUCUGUCAAUGCUGGAAGAAGAAGUGUACAGCCAGAAUUCUCCCAUUUGGGAUCAGGAUUUUAUGGUGUCCAGUUCCCGAACUGGCCAGCUGGGAAUCCAGACAGUUAUCAAUCCUCUUCCUGUUGCAAGAUCUGUUUCAUACAGUGCAAGUCCUUCGUCUCUGGAGCAACCCAGCAGUGGGAACAUGAGUCCUGCUUGCAAAGUUUCUUCUGCCCUUGACCCAAACCUAGGGGAAAAGAGAAAAAAUAAUGAACCCUAUCCUCUGGAGGAUUCAAAAAGACCAAGGGUUGUAGGAGACAUUCCUAUUGAGUUAAUCAAUGAAGUAAUGUCAACAAUUACAGAUCCUGCAGCCAUGCUUGGGCCAGAGACCAACUUCCUCUCGGCACACUCGGCCCGGGACGAGGCGGCAAGGCUGGAGGAGCGCAGGGGGGUGAUCGAAUUCCAUGUGGUUGGCAACUCCCUGAACCAGAAGCCCAACAAGAAGAUCAUGAUGUGGCUGGUUGGUUUGCAGAAUGUGUUCUCCCAUCAGCUGCCUCGAAUGCCAAAGGAGUACAUCACGCGCUUGGUCUUCGAUCCGAAACACAAGACCCUCGCAUUAAUAAAAGAUGGUCGUGUUAUUGGUGGUAUCUGCUUCCGGAUGUUCCCCUCCCAAGGAUUUACGGAGAUUGUUUUCUGUGCUGUGACUUCCAAUGAGCAAGUCAAGGGUUAUGGGACUCACCUAAUGAACCAUCUGAAGGAGUACCACAUCAAACACAACAUUCUCAACUUCCUCACAUAUGCAGAUGAAUAUGCUAUAGGCUACUUCAAAAAACAAGGUUUCUCCAAAGAUAUUAAAGUACCAAAAGCAAAAUAUGUUGGCUACAUCAAGGAUUAUGAGGGUGCCACAUUAAUGGGAUGUGAAUUAAAUCCAAGGAUCCCCUACACAGAAUUUUCUGUCAUCAUUAAAAAGCAAAAAGAGAUAAUUAAAAAGCUCAUAGAAAGGAAGCAAGCUCAGAUACGAAAAGUUUAUCCUGGCCUUUCUUGCUUCAAAGAUGGAGUACGACAGAUUCCUAUAGAAAGCAUUCCUGGAAUUAGAGAGACGGGCUGGAAACCAAGCGGAAAAGAAAGAGGUAAGGAGCCCAAGGAUCCAGAUCAACUUUACAGCACAUUAAAAACCAUCCUGCAGCAGGUGAAGAGCCAUCAAAGCGCUUGGCCCUUCAUGGAACCUGUGAAGAAAACAGAAGCUCCUGGAUAUUAUGAAGUUAUAAGGUUUCCCAUGGAUCUCAAAACAAUGAGUGAGCGACUCAAGAAUAGGUACUACGUGUCUAAGAAAUUAUUCAUGGCAGACUUGCAGCGAGUCUUUACAAAUUGCAGAGAGUACAACCCCCCCGAGAGUGAAUACUACAAAUGUGCCAAUAUACUGGAGAAAUUCUUCUACACAAAAAUUAAAGAAGCUGGAUUAAUUGACAAGUGACACUGUCUUUUUUACAACCAAACAGUGUGCCUAUUUUAUGGACAGGGGAAGCCAUUAUACGUCUGCGUUGUGGGACUUGUAAGGUUUCAAGAAACUUCUGUUUAAUACUUAGCACUUUUAAAGACCCUUUUAGUUUUGCAAACGUGUAUUAUACUGAAGUUACAAACAUUAUUUUAUUAAAAUACUUUAUAAUGUAUUUAAUUACGGAAAAUUUAUUUUAUGUGCCCAUUACCGUAUAUUCAUAAUAAGUUUAUCAGCUACAGCCUCAGAAACCCCACAAAACGUGUGGGAAAUUGCACAUGUUUGGGAAUAUGAAGAAGAUUCCCAGACAACAGAUGUUAUAGCUUACCUAAUGCAGUACCUAUUUGAUAAAGGUUUUAUUAUUUU